AUGGGUGUUCCAAAUUGGAGCUGGGCGACUCUGUUUGCCAAUUUGUUGAUUCUCGUGGGUAUCCUGACCUUUUCGUCCGGCUUCUUCCCCUAUAAGCCACUCCUUCCGGGUCUGGCCACUUUCAACCAAGCCGAUCAGGAUGCCGUAUCUCCGGUUUUCGACAAAAUUAUAUUUAUGGUGGUGGAUGCAUUACGAAGUGAUUUUGUAUACUCGAAUGAAUCUGGAUUUGCGUUUACACAAAGUCUCAUUCGUUCUGGGGUGGCACUGCCCUUUACAGCACAUGCUAGCUCACCGACGGUCACCAUGCCUCGUUUGAAGGCCAUGACUACCGGCUCGGUCCCCUCAUUCUUGGAUGUAAUUCUAAAUAUUGCCGAGUCGGACACAUCAUCCACUCUGGCUUUCCAGGAUACCUGGCUGGCUCAAUUGAAAGCCCGAGGCGAUCAGCUCGUUAUGUAUGGGGACGAUACUUGGCUGAAGCUCUUCCCUGGGAUGUUUGAUCGGUCCGAUGGCACCACCAGUUUCUACGUCUCGGAUUUUGUGGAAGUUGACCGGAACGUCACCCGCCACGUUCCGAGAGAGCUGGCGCAAAGUGACUGGUCAGCUAUGAUCUUGCAUUAUUUGGGACUAGAUCACAUCGGUCAUAAAGCAGGGCCUAAAAGCUCACACAUGCUUCCCAAACAGCAGGAAAUGGACUCGAUAGUGAGCCAAGUAUAUUCUCAAAUGGAUUCACAGUCCCAUCUUCAAUCGACCCUGUUUGUACUGUGCGGCGAUCACGGUAUGAAUGAAGCCGGGAAUCACGGUGGCGCUUCAGCGGGUGAAACGUCACCGGCAUUGCUUUUCAUUUCUCCCAAGUUUGCGACGCUUGGGUCGAGCCUGGACAGUCCAACCGAGCCGUUUAAUGAUCUGCAAUACUAUCGCACUGUCGAACAAGCAGAUAUUACCCCAACUCUGGCAGGUCUUUUAGGCUUGCCGAUACCCCUGAAUAGCCUAGGCGUGUUCAUCCCCGAGUUUCUCGAUCUGUGGGACACUGAGUCCACAAAGGUUCAUGUGUUGUAUCGCAAUGCUCGGCAACUUCUGAACACGGUCCAGUCCACGUUCCCAGGCGUCACGUUUGCUCCAGCCAGUCUUGAGAACAGCUGCGCAUCAAGCCCUGAUUCUGGGAUUCAAGGUGCCCAAUGUGCAUGGUUCCGAGUACUCCAAGACUUCCCGGGUGACGACUCGCCGCAUGAGAAUUUCAAGACUCUGGAGGCGUCCCUUCUUAAAUUUUGUCGAAUCGCUCAAGAUUUGAUGAGCAGCACCGCGAGCAAUUACGAUGUAUCAAGAUUAUCAAUGGGGUUGCUUGUCACGACCAUGGCAGCGCUUCUUGUCUUGCCCACAAUCUACCGUGAAUGUAGACAGUCAGCACACACUGGCAUUUUUCUAGCCUUUUUGAUAAUUGGCUACGGAAGUAUGAUGUUCGCAAGCAGUUACGUUGAAGAAGAGCAGCAGUUUUGGUACUGGAUCUGCUCUGGUUGGAUGUUCUAUCUGCAUACCCGCUACACCACAAACACUCCCUCGUCCGGAGCUACCUUGUUCUCUCUUGAUCGCGGCAAAUUCGCGACUUUCGGUUUCGCGAUUGCUCACCGACUGACCCGUCGGUGGAACCAAACGGGCCAAAAGUUUGCCGCCGAGCCCGAUAUUGCUCGGACUUUCUUCCCUGCUCACCCGAUGAUUUUCUGGACACUUUUCUUGUUGACUUAUACGGACGCGGGAAUUCGUCUUUCACGAAACUUGCCAUCUACAAUCUUGAAGAUUGGCGGAGUCGUGUUGACGGCGCUGGCUUGUGUCUUCAAGCUCAACUUUGUGGCGAACGACUCUCCCGAGUUGCUGGUUGAUACAGUUAUGUCCAAGAUUGCAGAUGGGUGGCCGGCAAGUGCUUCUCUAGUCUUGCAGGCAAGGUUGAUUUUCGGUGGACUCGUCUGCUGUGCAGUGCUGGCAACGAUGGUCCCAGGUCGAUCAAAUAGAAUGCAUGGCUCGAGCGACCUCUUUCACGAAGCGCUUCACUUGUUCCUCAUGACCCAGUCUCGAGCGACCAAUAUUCCUCUCUUCCUGGUGUUUCGAGUCGCGGCAGGGUCGUUGGCCUCGAUGAAGCUUUCGGGUAUGGAGGUGACCAUCACGACCAUGAUUCUCCAGUACACAAGCUUCUUCGCAUUUGGAGGCUCCAAUGCAAUCUCAUCCGUCGACCUCUCCAGCGCGUAUAACGGCGUUGGCAGCUAUAGCGUAGCCAUGGUCGGCAUUUUGACUUUUGUCAGCAACUGGGCGGGCCCCAUUUGGUGGAUAUCCGUGGAUCAUUUGCUGCGACCACAGCAAGAUGCGUCCCGAGAGAGCCACGAUGCGGCUGCCCUGCUCACAUUCCAUGUUGCGACUUCAGCAUUAUCUGUCAUGGCAGCUUGCACUGCGCUGCGAACACAUCUGUUCAUCUGGACGGUAUUUUCGCCCAAAUACUUGUAUACGAUCGCAUGGGCAACCGCCAACCAUGUUGCAGUGAAUCUGCUUGGGCGCGCCGGUCUCUCGCUUCUCAAGUCUCGAAAGUAG
This is a messenger RNA of Penicillium oxalicum, 2574 nucleotides long. RefSeq names its product mannose-ethanolamine phosphotransferase LAS21 (gene las21). Bases 1 to 2574 code for a protein of 857 amino acids. The record is from RefSeq and is a predicted model, not a curated record. NCBI's taxonomy places the organism in Eukaryota, Fungi, Ascomycota, Eurotiomycetes, Eurotiales, Aspergillaceae. Gene Ontology annotation, cellular component: endoplasmic reticulum membrane. Gene Ontology annotation, biological process: GPI anchor biosynthetic process. The transcript is spliced from 7 exons.